Clonostachys rhizophaga is the source of this 2460-nucleotide messenger RNA. NCBI's taxonomy places the organism in Eukaryota, Fungi, Ascomycota, Sordariomycetes, Hypocreales, Bionectriaceae. The record is from the annotation of a GenBank genome assembly.
AUGCGUGCUUUCUCUUCGCCCUUUUGCAUCUCUAUUUUCAUCCUUUUCAGCUACUCAGAACACUUUAGUCAGAUCUCAACUUAUCCUUCCAACCCUGUAGCCACAGCGAAGCUUCUGGAUGAGCAGUCCAAGAUGGGUCUUGAGAACAUGUCCGGCAACAACAGCCGCAAUUUACAAGGGAUCAUCACCCAAGACUGGAAUCUCACCCAAAGUUUCAACGAUGGCAGUCCUAUGAACGCCAACCCUACGCAAUAUCCUCCACAAAACCCGGCCCUUACAGGCUUUGAACCGGAAGCUCCGUACCAUAGCGUCAACACCUCACAUCCUUCCGCCAACAUGCCCAACAUGCACAACAUGCACAACCCUAUGUACAAUUCGUAUGUCGAGCCAAGUCCCAUUACCUUCAAUGGCAAUCAGGGACCGUCUUAUAUGACAGCUGUACCAGCCCCCAGACCACAAGCCCCCCAAGCUUUCAGCCACCAUCAAGCCGUCGGUCAACAUCCGUUUAGCCCCAACAGUUUACAAACCCCAGGAGCACCUCAACUUCAACCCUAUCAGUGGCCCAGACAGCCAGUUCAGCAACCUCUUAUUCGGUCUCCCAACGGUGCCGGGCAGAAUGCUCCUAGUGGCAUGAUCUAUCAGGGUACUUAUCAACACCCACCCCUGGCGCCGGCUGGACAAGCCUUGCCGGCCGUUCAUCCCCCAGUCCCGUUGGAGUCUCAGAAGCCGCCCCGGAGGGAAAAGAGAGCGCGCGAAGAGUCGGACUCGGAAGAGCCUCCACCAAAGAAGAAGAAGGGAGGAAAACGCCCCCGGGUCAAGGAACCCCCGCCAGCAUAUAACAGACGCUACCCGAGACCACCAUCUUGGGGCGAGGCGAGCGACGGCUCCCCCCUGUUCGUGUACAACGACGACGGGGAGCUGCGGACCGACAGAAAGUACACCGCGGAGGAGAUCAGGCUUUACAUUGAGAAAAACCCGCGCAGGCUGAGGAUCUUGGUCCAGCAGUCGCCCACCCAGGUGGCCCAUCGCCUCGGAAACCGCAACACGUGCAUGUGGAAGGGCUGCAUAAAACAAGGCCACAAGAUCGACACGGGCUUCUUCCGUAUCGCCUUUGACGAGUUCUACAAGCAGUCGAAGAGGGGCCACAGGGAUCCCCUCAGGCCCGCCGCGGUGAUGCACAUGUGGUGCUAUGAGCAGUGCUUCGAUCCCCUGGUGGACUACCACGACUACAAGCUCAAGGCGGACAAGCGUCCCCUGACGAAGGAGACGAGAAACAUGAUUGGUAUCGCAAACAAGGGCAAGCACAUCGUCCGGGACGCGUUCAAGCCAUGGCUUAAAAAGACCGAGUUCACGGAGCGUGCUCGCGAGUACACCGGCUCUCUCUCCUCUGCGCUGAAUGAGUAUCACCUGUCCACCCGGUCAAGCCGUAAGCUCGCGCUCGCGCACGAGAGGAGCAAGAAGACGGGCGAAUGCAUCAUCAACUUUCACAAGGGCGACCUCAUGCUAUUCUGCCAAGACACUGGCAAGAACAAGCAGAACAUGAAGCAGAAGGAUCUCCCGGCGAACAGGUUUCAAUUCAGGCCACGCCCAGUAAGGCUGCGGGCGAUAUCCGUGGACGAGGAUUCCGACUCAUCCGACUCCGAGCGUGAGAUCUUUGCAAUCUACGCAGCGCAAGGCGGAGCCGUGGCCCAGCCCGAAGAGCCAUCUAAUGCCUUGAAGCCCCUUAGCGAGAAGAGCUUGAAUUCACGAAUCCCGGCUGCAGGCGUUGGUGCUCGCCGGGAAAGCUCUCGCCCGGAGGCAUAUGGGGCAGAGAAUAAGGAACCCAAGGGGCCUGUGGGAGACGUCGUGCAAGAUGGCAAGACAAGGAAGAUUACUUGCGAAAAGGCCCCCUCAGAUGAAAACAAGCCACCAGUGUUUGAAACUUCAGCUGCAUCGGAAUUGGUAUAUACCGACCCAGGCUCUUGCCCAGAGGCAGAUGGGGCAGAGAAUGAGGAACCCAAGGGGUCUAUGAGAGACGGCGUGCAAGAUGACAAGAUAAGGGAGAUUGUUUGUGAAAACCCCCUCUCGGUUGAAUUCGAGCCAUCAGUGCUUGAAGAUCCAGCUGGAUCGGAAUCCAUUUUUAGAGACCUCCUCUCACCAUCAGAUUUUCUCACUGAAGAUCUUGGAGAAGGGACCACUAGUUUCACGGAUGACUUAUUCGGGGAAAGGCUAGGCGAUACAUUAGAAUCGUCAAUUUUGGUGGACCAGUCAGAGUUUGGAGAGUCUUCAGCUCCCGAAGAGCAACGAGAACCCAAGGUACCAGAACUCAAAUUACCACAACCCAAGGCACCAGAGCCCAAGGAGCAGCAAAAACUCAAGCUACCAGUUCCCAUUGAGCCGCUAGAACCCAAGCAGUCCCCAGGCGUUGAGGAUCUGUCUGGUUCUGGGGGGUCACAAGGAGCCGAGGCUGAACCUAGGUAG